AUGACUACCGACCGUUUCCGCGAGACGGCUGUCCGCCAUGCCCGCAUUCUAGAAGACCAAAAGCGGGUGAAAGCUCAAGUGACCGAUCUAAUUCUGGAAUGCUUCGAUCUCCCCAGCAAGCCAGAUGUGGGCCCUGUCAAUCCAAUACCUGCCGAUGCCAAAAUCUUCGGUAAAGCAUUAAGCCUCUUCCAGCCUACUGACUUCGACGAGUUGGUAUCCGAGCGCAACAUUGACGACCGAUGCGGCUAUGCGCUCUGUCCCAAGCCGAACCAAAAAGCGCGCAAUGGUGGGAAUAAAGUGUGGAACGGGAAAGGUGGAAAGGACUUCCGGCUCAUUGAUCGCGCAGUGGUAGAAAGAUGGUGUUCGGACUCCUGCAAGGCUCGCGGAGAGUUUGUCAAGGGUCAACUGAGCACCGAGCCUGCGUGGCUUCGAGACGUGACGGACACAAAGGUCACUCUGCUCGACGAUGUUAAGAACACCGCCGAUCUUUCAAUGGCCAUUCGGGACAUGAGUAUCGAUGCAACGGCCAAGGACGACAUCACCGCGAAGCUAAAGGAGCUGUCUUUAGAGCGUGGAGAUGGUGGAGUUGAAGCGAAAACGGGCGACUUUGCGAUCGUUGAGAAGGAGUCCACCAGGGCCAGCGAGCCGCCACAACCAGGAGGCCAAGAUACCAUUGAAGGUCACGACCCACGGAAAGUGCGCUUCGGUAACGCGUGA
Molecule: messenger RNA, 717 nt
Organism: Cyphellophora europaea CBS 101466
Lineage: Eukaryota; Fungi; Ascomycota; Eurotiomycetes; Chaetothyriales; Cyphellophoraceae
Exons: 1
Coding region: 1-717 (238 amino acids)
Cellular component (GO): cytoplasm; nucleus
Molecular function (GO): RNA polymerase core enzyme binding; RNA polymerase II CTD heptapeptide repeat phosphatase activity
Source: RefSeq, a predicted model, not a curated record